Molecule: messenger RNA, 1327 nt
Organism: Strigops habroptila (Kakapo)
Lineage: Eukaryota; Metazoa; Chordata; Aves; Psittaciformes; Psittacidae
Gene: RASSF1
Product: Ras association domain family member 1
Exons: 6
Coding region: 8-1231 (407 amino acids)
Biological process (GO): Ras protein signal transduction
Cellular component (GO): nucleus; microtubule cytoskeleton
Source: RefSeq, a predicted model, not a curated record
CCGGGCCAUGGAGCUCAUCGAGCUGCGGGAGCUGCAGCCGGAGCCGCGCCCGGGCCGGGGCCGCCUGGAGCGGACCAACGCGUUGCGCAUCAGCCCGGCCCGGCGGCCCGGCCCCGGAGCGCACCCAGACCCGCGGCUGACGGCAGCGCCGGGCGCCGGGCACCGCUUCGAGCCGCGGCGCCGCGGGCUCCACACCUGGUGCGACCUCUGCGGGGACUUCGUCUGGGGCGGCGGCAGGAAGAGCCUCCAGUGCCGCCACUGCAGCUUCACCUGCCACUACCGGUGCCGGGCCCUGGUGCGGCUGGACUGCAGCGGCCCCCCGGGUGCUGGCGACGAGGACGAUGGCAACGAGCAGGCGCUGGAGAAGGACACCAAUGUGGAUGAGCCCAGCGAGUGGGAGAAGGCAGAGUUGGACCAGGCGCAGGUGGAGCAGCGGAUCAAGGAGUACAACAGCCAGAUCAACAGCAACCUCUUCAUGAGCCUGAACAAGGACGGUUCCUACACUGGCUUCAUCAAGGUGCAGCUGAAGCUGGUGCGCCCCGUCUCGGUGCCAGCCACCAAGCGGGUCCCCUCGCUGCAGACGGGGCGGUCGGGGCCGCACACGCAGGGGGUGAAGCGCCGCACGUCCUUCUACCUGCCCAAGGGCACUGUGAAGCACCUGCACAUCCUCUCACACACCCGCGCCAGCGAGGUCAUCGAUGCUCUCCUCCGCAAGUUCACCGUCGUCGACAACCCCCGCAAGUUCGCCCUCUUCGAGAGGUCCGAGAAGGAUGAGCAAGUGUACCUGCGGAAGCUGGCUGACGAGGAGCAGCCCCUGCGGCUGCGGCUGCUGGCUGGCCCCAGCGAGAAGGUGCUGAGCUUCGUCCUGAAGGAGAAUGAGACUGGGGAGGUGAACCCCCGUGUGCCCUCAGUGGGACGCCUUCACACUGCCGGAGCUGCACAACUUCCUGCGCAUCCUGCAGCGGGAGGAGGAGGAGCAUGUGCGCCGGCUGCGGCACCGCUACGCCCGCUGCCGACAGAAGAUGCAGGAGGCUCUGGCCGCGUACACACCAGGGUGACCGUGCCGGCUGCGCUGGUGGUCAGGCAGCAUACUGGGACCCUCGCCCGCCGGCGGGUGGGGGCACCGGGAGGGGGGUGGAGUGGGGCACCCCGGGACCCACCGUCGCAGCCCCCAUGGGGCUGGCCCAGGGAGUGGGUGUCCCCAGGGGAAUGGGUGUCCCCAGGGGAGUAGGUGUCCCCGGGGGAAAAUGGGUGUCCCUGCGGGGGAGCAAGUGUCCCUGGGGGGAAGCAGGGCGUCGAGCACCAAUAAAAGCAUCUUGGUGACGAG